Molecule: messenger RNA, 1993 nt
Organism: Alnus glutinosa
Lineage: Eukaryota; Viridiplantae; Streptophyta; Magnoliopsida; Fagales; Betulaceae
Product: probable beta-1,3-galactosyltransferase 3
Exons: 11
Coding region: 350-1567 (405 amino acids)
Cellular component (GO): Golgi membrane
Molecular function (GO): hexosyltransferase activity
Source: RefSeq, a predicted model, not a curated record
AACAGGAGAGGAGUUUGUUAAUGUCGGUCAAGUAAUUUAAUACAUUAUAUUCAUCGACACUGUUGUUGGGUCUUCUACUCUCCUCAAUUCCACGCACCUCCACCUUCUCUGCAACUACAUUUGAGAGAGACAUAUAGACAGACAGACAGAUAGACCGACACACCCGAACAUCCUAGAGAGAGAGAGAGAGCGAGCCAUAUUCUGUGUCCAGAGCUGUGAGUUUGUGAAGAAAGGGGUUUACUUUGAUCUGAAUCAGGGUCAAUUGGGUUAGUUGACUUGGGAUUUGAGAUGGGUUUUGGUUUAAUUUAGUUUUUGAUUGGGUAAAAAGAGAAGAGAAGAAGAGAGCACGAUGGCUUGGAAGAGCAGAGGAGUAGAGCCAGCUUCGAAGAGUGUGGUGUCUCGGAGAUGGACUCUACUGCUUUGUAUUGGAUGCUUCUGUGCUGGGAUGCUCUUCUCUGAUAGAAUGUGGACAGUGCCUGAAGUUAAAGGUAUAUCAAGGACAACAAAGAUUGAAGAUGAAAAGCUAAAUUUAGUUUCAGAGGGUUGUGAUUCAACAACUAAGGAUGUAAAGCGUGACUCCGAAAACAUUCUAGGGGAAGUUUCAAAGACUCACAAUGCUAUACAUGCAUUGGAUAAAACAAUUUCAAAUUUGGAGAUGGAAUUAGCUGCUGCAAGAGCUACACAGGAAUCUAUACUCAACGGUUCUCCCAUAGCAGAAGAUCAUAAAAUUUCCGAAUUAAGUGGGAAAAGAAAAUACUUGAUGGUUGUAGGGAUCAAUACUGCUUUUAGCAGCCGCAAGCGAAGAGAUUCAGUUCGUGCUACUUGGAUGCCUCAAGGUGAUAAAAGAAAGAAGCUUGAGGAAGAGAAGGGAAUUGUAAUUCGGUUUGUAAUAGGUCACAGUGCUACAUCAGGCGGUAUCCUUGAUAGAGCUGUUGAAGCUGAGGACAAAAAGCAUGGGGAUCUCUUGAGGCUGGACCAUGUUGAAGGUUACCUUGAAUUGUCAGCCAAGACGAAGACAUACUUUGCAACUGCUGUUGCUUUGUGGGAUGCGGAUUUCUAUGUCAAAGUUGAUGAUGAUGUACAUGUAAAUAUAGCAACACUUGGAGCAACUUUGGCUAGACACCGGUCAAAGCCCAGGGUGUACAUUGGAUGCAUGAAAUCUGGUCCAGUCCUUGCUCAAAAGGGAGUAAGAUACCAUGAACCUGAGUAUUGGAAAUUUGGCGAGGAAGGAAACAAGUAUUUCCGUCAUGCUACAGGGCAGCUAUAUGCUAUUUCAAAAAAUUUGGCUACUUAUAUAUCAAUCAACCAGCACGUGCUACACAAGUAUGCUAAUGAGGAUGUUUCCUUGGGUUCAUGGUUCCUUGGAUUGGAUGCAGAGCAUAUUGAUGACCGGAGAUUAUGUUGCGGUACACCACCUGAUUGCGAGUGGAAGGCUCAGGCUGGCAACGUCUGCGUUGCUUCUUUUGAUUGGACCUGCAGUGGGAUUUGCAAGUCUGCUGAGAGGAUCAAGGAGGUUCACCGGCGGUGUGGAGAAGGAGAGAAUGCUUUAUGGACUGCAGAGUUCUGAGAGAUAAUAGUUCUUCCAAACUCAGGAGGAGCCAAAUGCAUGGCAUCAAGUCUGUUUUAGAAAAUAUUUGUAGCAUUAUCAAGAUGUAAAUGUGAUGGAUACAGACGAAGGGGAGGGGGGCUUUGCAGGUUGGUUUCUUUUCCUGCGAUUCUACUCCAUUUUAGAUUAGGAGAGAGACCCAAUAGCAGACCUAAAAGAGAAAGAGAUUGUAGUAGUCAUUCUUUAAUUGCUUGGACGGCCAAUUUGUAAGUUUGGUGGCUAAUGUGGCUCCAUAAUAAGCGUCUAUUUGGGCUAGCAUCUGCUGCCCAUUGCCAAAUUCAUUAGUGAAUUUUUCUGUUGAACUUUUGAUAGCUUUUGUUCCCUUUUCAUUGUUACAUGUAAAAUGAUGAUGAAUAUAUCCAAUCUUAUGAUUAUCUCUUUCCUUGA